This is a messenger RNA of Austrofundulus limnaeus, 2075 nucleotides long. RefSeq names its product family with sequence similarity 114 member A2 (gene fam114a2). NCBI's taxonomy places the organism in Eukaryota, Metazoa, Chordata, Actinopteri, Cyprinodontiformes, Rivulidae. The record is from RefSeq and is a predicted model, not a curated record. The coding region runs from base 228 to 1697 and encodes 489 amino acids. The transcript has 14 exons.
CUUCAGCUACAACCUUUGUAAACAAAAUGUGACGUGGCUAAUCUUGUUGGACGAGAGAAGAAACAAGAAAACACGAAACAUUUAGCUUCAUAUCAGAGACAUUAAAUAUAUUUAGUUACACAAGUAUAAACUAUAAUAAAGAGUAUAAUUACUCUGUUCGGUUUCGGGACGGAAACAGGAAAAAGUAAGCUAACUGCUAACAUCAAGACUUAAAGGGAUGCUGUGAGAUGUCGAACAGCGAAGCCUCUCGAGCAGCAGCUGAAGGAAGGGAGGACGAGCUGAAAGGUGCUCCUCCUGCUGAGACACCGGACAGCUCCUCCCCGUCCUCGCCUGUCGUCUCCACCGACGUGUCCCCGACGAGGAAGGCCAGGAGGAAAACGGCAGCCGAAGCCGAGGAGAAGCCCAGAGAGGAGCAGCCGGCAAAGAUGCCCAGCGAGUCCACUGUGUCUCAGGGUGGGUGGGGCUACUGGGGCAGCUGGGGCAAAUCCAUUCUGACCACAGCAACGACUACUGUGGCCACCGUGGGCCAGGGGCUGACUCAGGUCAUAGAGAAGGCAGAGACGUCUCUGGGAAUCCCGAGRCCGACCGAGCUGUCGGCUCAGACUCCAGACGAGCAGGAGCAGGAGGCGGAGUCCGGAGCGAGUCCAGAGUCCGGCGGUGAGUCGCAGCGAGCCGCGAGCAACGGGGCGUCGGCAGUGGGGAGCGCCAUGGGGAUGUUGUCGUCUCUCACCAGCGCCGUCCAGACCACGGGGAAGACGGUGAUAACCGGAGGUCUGGACGCUCUGGAGUUCAUCGGGAAGAAGACGAUGGACGUGAUCGCGGAGGGUGACCCGGGCUUUAAGAAGACCAAGGGUCUGAUGAACAGGAACGCCACUCUGUCUCAGGUGCUGCGGGAGGCCAAGGAGCGCGAGGAGCUGCAGACGACAGACCAGGAUUCCUCCGACUCGGAGAAGAAGGUGGUGGCACACUACGGGAUGAUGUUCGAUGAGUUCCAGGGUCUGUCCCACCUGGAGGCUCUGGAGCUUCUGUCCAGAGAGAGUGAGCUGAAGGUGAAGUCGGUGCUGACCACUCUGUCAGGAGACCAGCUGCUGGAGCUCAGGGACCAGCUGGACCGGAUCAAAGACUCCUUCUCCAUGGUGGAGUUUGACGAGGAGGAGGUGGACGAGAGCAAAGAUGCAGACGGAGCAGAGUUUGAGAAGGAGCUAACAGAAGCCCUGGAAGGUCUGAGUGUUUCUGCCACGGCUGACAAACUCAACAAGGCCUGCAGGGACACCUGCGCCACGCUCCGGGACAUGAACGCACCUCAGAGCGAUGAAGAGCUGAAGAAGACAAGUUCUGUAGAGGAGGUUCACGCGGCGGCCAUCAGGAGUCUGGCCCAGCUGACGGCCCGAUCCAUCGAGCUGUUCCACAAACUGGCUGAGAUGAUCCUGUUCUCCACCGGCAGCACCGAGGCCGCCGCCCUCUCCCAGAUAACGGUGGUCCUGUGUAAAGAAAUCUCCUUGCUGUCCAAGAAGUUCACUUCCUGUCUGACCACAGCGGGGAGCACUGAGAAGGGAGACGUCCUGAACCCACUGAUAACUGGAGUCUUUCUUGAGGCGUCCAACAGUGCGUCUUACAUCCAGGACGCCUUCCAGCUCCUCCUGCCCAUCCUGGAGAUCUCCCACAUCCAGAGGAGGUCCGGGUCCUCGGAGCAGUGAGCAGGUGACCCCACCUGUGACCUCCUCUGCUGCUGCUGCCAUGACGCCUGGAGUCAGACUCCCUGCUCAUCGUUUUGUAACUUUUAAACAGCUUUUAUGGACUUGUCCUGUGAGAUGUAAAACAAGUAUCAUGAAGUGUGGAAGGAGAAGCAGGUUUGUGUCAGUGUUAAUGUUUGUUUUAUCUGUGAGGAGCUGUAGAGGAUCUGUUAAAUGUAUCUGGACCUGCCAGCUUCUGAGACAAACACAGGAAAUAAAACCAGGAACCAGCUCAUUGUUUCAUUUUUAACCUUUUUAACUCGCCUCAAACACCUGGUUGAAAAAAAACACUUUGAUUUAAUAAUUCACAAAGAAAUAAAUCACCUGUUUGAACAAAACACA